AUGGUUAGGUUAAUGAAAUACAAGGAGGUUGUGCCAAUUGGUACCGCGUUGAUUAUUGCAGCGUCAACAUUUGGUCUUGGUGCCGUUUAUGGGAAUUGGCCUUAUGACGUGAAUACAUUAUGGAGACAUACAGAUCCCAACGGGAUAAGCAAAUCUUUAGUUCAUUAUCAAACAUGGGGAGAAUCACCAAAUUACAUUCAUCAUACUUUACAUUUUGUUGCAUUUUUAGGUCUUGUUGGGCACUUUAUUAAGUUGUAUAAACCAGAUGAAGAAGCUAAAUAUUUCGAGUAUGGAUCAUUAGGAUUAUACAUGGUUGCAGUUAUUAUUUAUUUAACCAAUUUACGUACUGGUGUUGUGUCAUGUAUCACUGGCAAAUGGGGCGAUGUUGAUUUUGAAACAGGUAUUAAUGUAAUGGCUGCUUCCCAAGUCAUGAUCGUUUUAGUUUUGGUGGGUGUAUUGGUUUUGCAAGGUGGCUUGUAUUAUGCCCAAUGGUAUGAUGAGCAGUUGAAAUUGGAAUUCUAUGAAAACGAAGCUAGAGAAGCAGCUGCUGCUGCAGAAGCUCAGGCUAUGGAAGAGGAAAAAUUGGUCAAGAAGGGGAGAAAAAGUAAGAAAGAAAAGGAGAAAGAGAAGGAGAAAGAGAAAGAAGAUGAUGGUGAAAAGGAUGAUAUUGAUGGAAUUGAAUUAGUGGUUAAUAAAGAAACAAGCGGUAGUCAUGGUAAAAGAACAAGGAAAUCAAGCGCUAAAAAAAGAAAAUCGUGA
Molecule: messenger RNA, 759 nt
Organism: Lodderomyces oxycetoniae
Lineage: Eukaryota; Fungi; Ascomycota; Pichiomycetes; Serinales; Debaryomycetaceae
Gene: CSH3
Product: Csh3p
Exons: 1
Coding region: 1-759 (252 amino acids)
Biological process (GO): endoplasmic reticulum to Golgi vesicle-mediated transport
Cellular component (GO): endoplasmic reticulum membrane
Source: RefSeq, a predicted model, not a curated record